Messenger RNA from Alnus glutinosa, 471 nucleotides. RefSeq names its product stress-induced protein KIN2-like. NCBI's taxonomy places the organism in Eukaryota, Viridiplantae, Streptophyta, Magnoliopsida, Fagales, Betulaceae. Bases 72 to 275 code for a protein of 67 amino acids. The transcript has 3 exons. The record is from RefSeq and is a predicted model, not a curated record.
CAGUUCAGUUUGUGAGCAUAUAUAUAUCAGUUCAUCUUUGUGUGUUCCAAUUUCCAAGAAAGCAAGAGGAUAUGGCAGACAACUCUCAGAACAUGAGCUACCAGGCUGGGGAGGCCAAGGGCCAAACUCAGGAGAAGGCCAGCGGCAUGAUGGACAAGGCUGGCAAUGCUGCUCAAUCUGCCAAGGAAUCAUCCCAACAGGCUGGUCAGCAGAUGAAGGACAAGACACAAGGAGCUGCUGAAUCUGUCAAGAAUGCAGUUGGAAUGAACAAAUGAAUUAAGCUCCAUGGACCCAUCUCGAUCCAGCUUAAUUACCUUGAGUCAUGUUACUAGUUUUUUCAUUCGAUAAAGAGAGCUGAUCGUAGGAUCGAGUUCUCACAUUGCGUUUUUCUUUUCUUCGGUGCUCGUUUUAGGAAGGUGUUAACUGGUUUUGUCUCAGUACAACAAAGAGAGCUCCGUUAUGUAGCUGUCA